AUGUUCGCCAAGAUCGUGCUCGUUGCCCUCUGCGUGGCCUCUGCUCAGGCUGGCCUCCUGCCCUUCCAUGCGCCUGCAGCUCUGGCUGCUCCACUUGCUCCUGGCUUCGCAGCUCCGCUGGCUGCUCCUGUGGCCACUGCCGGAGUGGUGGCUCCCUAUGCCUCCAGCUUCAAUGCUCACCGCAUUAACCAUGCCGUGGCAUACCCAGUGGCUCCUGUCCCAGCUCCAGUGGCCUUCGCUGCUCCCGUUCCCGCUCCCCUGCCCGUUCCUGUAGCUGCUCCCGCUCCAGUAGCCUUCGCCGCUCCUGCUCCUCUGCCAGUGGCUGCUGCUCCUGCUCCGGUGGCCUUCGCUGCCCCCGCCAAGGUUGCCUUCACCGCUCCCGCUCCAGUGGCUGCUCCCCUGGGCUUCGCUCCUGCUCCGGCGCCUGUUGCCUUUGCAGCACCGGCCAAGUUCGGAUUCGGACCCUUCGCCGCUCCCCUGGCUGCUCCAGUCCCAGCGCCUCUGGCUCUGGCCCCCAAGUACGCUCCCGCCCCAUACUUCUUCUAA
Drosophila santomea is the source of this 546-nucleotide messenger RNA. Its product is annotated as skin secretory protein xP2. The transcript is spliced from 2 exons. NCBI's taxonomy places the organism in Eukaryota, Metazoa, Arthropoda, Insecta, Diptera, Drosophilidae. The coding region runs from base 1 to 546 and encodes 181 amino acids. The record is from RefSeq and is a predicted model, not a curated record.